AUGCUGCAGCAGCAGCAGCAGAUACAGUGGCAGCAACUGCAGCAGGAAAGACACGAGCAGCAGCUAGCGCUUCAAGAGGUGCGGCCGCAGCAGCAGCAGAUGCUGCUGCUGCAGCAGCAGCAGCAGCAGAUGAUGCUGCAGCUGCAGCAGCAGCAGCAGCAGCAGCCGUAUGCAUACCAUCAGCAGAAGCAGCACUGCGCCUAUGCACACCCUUACCCUGUAGGGCCGCAGCAGCAGCAGCAGUAUUACAUGCAGCAGCAGCAGCAGCACCCGUAUUACCCGCAGCAGCAGCAGCAACCAUACUAUCCGCAGCAACAGCAGCAGCAACCCCAAAACAUGCAGCAGAUGCCCCCCUAUAUGCCGCCGCCGCAGCAGCAGCAGCAGCAACAGCAACCGCCGCCGCAGCAGCAGCAGCAGCAGCAGCGGCGCGGAACAGAGCAGCCGCUGCCGCAGCUACUGCUGCACGAGCUGCACUAUGAACAAGGACAGCAGCAGCAAACACCCAGCAGCAGCAGCAGCAGCAGCAGCAGCAGCAGCAGCAGCAGCACGAAUGCUGCUUCACAGCAAGAGCUAGAUGUGGUGUACAUACACUCCAUUCUGCCGACUGCAACGACGGAGCAAAUAAAAGAGUCAGACACAAAUAAAUAA
Eimeria mitis is the source of this 648-nucleotide messenger RNA. RefSeq lists its product as uncharacterized. The coding region runs from base 1 to 648 and encodes 215 amino acids. The record is from RefSeq and is a predicted model, not a curated record. The transcript has a single exon. NCBI's taxonomy places the organism in Eukaryota, Apicomplexa, Conoidasida, Eucoccidiorida, Eimeriidae.